Ochotona princeps (American pika) is the source of this 2527-nucleotide messenger RNA. RefSeq names its product dual specificity tyrosine phosphorylation regulated kinase 2 (gene DYRK2). The record is from RefSeq and is a predicted model, not a curated record. Gene Ontology annotation, cellular component: nucleus. The coding region runs from base 741 to 2327 and encodes 528 amino acids. Gene Ontology annotation, molecular function: ATP binding; protein serine/threonine/tyrosine kinase activity; protein serine/threonine kinase activity. NCBI's taxonomy places the organism in Eukaryota, Metazoa, Chordata, Mammalia, Lagomorpha, Ochotonidae. Gene Ontology annotation, biological process: peptidyl-serine phosphorylation; peptidyl-threonine phosphorylation. The transcript has 6 exons.
UGUAACUCAUCGGCUCCAAUCCCAGUGCCAGCUGAGGCAGCAGCCUCUUGAGGCUUAACUGAGGCUGGUAGAUCCACUUUCAUACCAACGCACAUGAUAACUGGUUCUUCUUGCAAGUUCACCAUGGAUUGGCCGUAUUAAAAGUACCUAGAAAGUGGUUAAGAACAUGAACUCUGGAGCCAGAAGACUUGGAUCCAAACCAAGGAUUGCAACUAAGAUUUGUGACUUUAGCUGUUGAGACAGGGAUGCGGAAGAACCACCUGAGCUGCUCUAGGCACCACUGUGAAGUUCAAUGAAAAUGUGUGGCCAGAGAAUUGAAGGAGCAUCGACAGGGAGCUGGAUGGGAAACAGAACGAUUGAGACUUGCAACUGCACUUGGAUGCUUAACCUACUGAGCCACAACAAUGGCAUCAAGACUUCACUUCUGAUUCCAGCUUCCUACGAAUGUCUAUCCUGGGUGGUAGCAGAGUGAUGGCUCAAGUGGUAGGAGAUCUGGACUAAGUUCCAGAUUCCUGGCUUCAGCCUGGAUCAGCCCUGGCUAUUGUGGGCCUUUUGGAAGUGAAUCAGCAGGCCGAGGAGGGGACAGCGCCAUUCGUCAGCUUCAGGCUUCCCCGGGGCUCGGCGCGGGGGCCCCCCGGAGCGGAGUGGGGACCUGCCCGCCUUCCCCCAUCGCCCUGCCGCCUCUCCGCGCCAGCAACGCGGCCGCCACGGCCCACACGAUUGGCGGCAGUAAGCACACCAUGAAUGAUCACCUGCAUGUCAGCAGUCACAACCACGGACAGAUCCAGGUUCAGCAGCUGUUUGAGGACAACAGUAACAAGCGGACCGUGCUCACAACACAACCGAAUGGGCUUACGACAGUGGGCAAAACAAGCUUGCCCGUGGUGCCAGAGCGGCAGUUGGAGAGCAUUCACAGACGGCAGGGGAGCUCUACAUCCCUCAAGUCCAUCGAAGGCAUGGGGAAGGUGAAAGCCACGCCCAUGACACCCGAACAAGCAAUGAAGCAAUACAUGCAAAAACUCACGGCCUUUGAACACCAUGAGAUCUUCAGCUACCCUGAAAUUUAUUUCUUGGGUCCAAAUGCCAAGAAGCGCCAGGGCAUGACGGGUGGGCCCAACAACGGUGGCUACGAUGAUGACCAGGGAUCUUAUGUGCAGGUGCCCCACGACCAUGUGGCUUAUAGGUACGAGGUUCUCAAGGUCAUUGGGAAGGGGAGCUUUGGGCAGGUGGUCAAGGCCUACGAUCACAAAGUCCACCAGCACGUGGCCCUGAAGAUGGUGCGGAACGAGAAGCGCUUUCACAGGCAGGCGGCUGAGGAGAUCCGCAUCCUGGAGCACCUGCGCAAACAGGACAAAGACAAUGCCAUGAACGUGAUCCACAUGCUGGAGAACUUCACCUUCCGCAACCACAUCUGUAUGACCUUUGAGCUGCUAAGCAUGAACCUCUAUGAGCUAAUCAAGAAGAACAAAUUCCAGGGCUUCAGCCUGCCUUUGGUUCGCAAGUUCGCCCACUCGAUUCUGCAGUGCUUGGAUGCUUUGCACAAAAACAGGAUCAUUCACUGUGACCUUAAGCCCGAGAACAUUCUGUUAAAGCAGCAGGGUAGAAGUGGCAUCAAAGUGAUCGAUUUUGGCUCCAGUUGUUACGAGCAUCAACGUGUCUACACGUACAUCCAGUCGCGCUUUUACCGGGCUCCCGAGGUGAUCCUGGGGGCCAGGUACGGCAUGCCCAUUGACAUGUGGAGCCUGGGCUGCAUUUUAGCAGAGCUCCUGACGGGUUACCCGCUCUUGCCUGGGGAAGAUGAAGGGGACCAGCUGGCUUGUAUGAUCGAACUGUUGGGCAUGCCUUCCCAGAAACUGCUGGAUGCGUCCAAACGAGCCAAAAAUUUUGUGAGCUCCAAGGGUUAUCCCCGUUACUGCACUGUCACGACUCUGUCAGAUGGCUCCGUGGUCCUCAACGGAGGCCGCUCCCGGAGAGGGAAGCUGAGGGGUCCACCAGAGAGCAGAGAGUGGGGGAAUGCACUGAAGGGGUGUGAUGAUCCCCUUUUCCUUGACUUCUUAAAACAGUGUUUAGAGUGGGAUCCUGCAGUGCGCAUGACCCCAGGCCAGGCUUUGCGGCAUCCCUGGCUGAGGAGGCGCUUGCCAAAGCCUCCGACCGGGGAGAAGACAUCAGUGAAGAGGAUAACCGAGAGCUCUGGUGCUAUCACGUCGAUUUCCAAGUUACCUCCACCUUCCAGCUCAGCAUCCAAACUGAGGACUAAUUUGGCACAGAUGACAGAUGCCAAUGGGAAUAUUCAGCAGAGGACAGUGUUGCCAAAACUUGUGAGCUGAGCUGCAGUCCCCCAACAGACCAUGCUGGUAAUCUGAAAGAUACGAUGUUGCUGAGCCUUACCGGUUGAAGAGGAGUAGCUCAGACCUGUUUUUAUUUGUUCAAUAACUACUCAUUUGUAUCUUUUCAGCACUUAAUUUUCAUGUAAGAAAGUUGUUUGUUUUGUUUUUAUAAAAUACAUGGGGACAAUGCUUUAAGUUUU